Diospyros lotus (date-plum) is the source of this 2270-nucleotide messenger RNA. RefSeq names its product probable LRR receptor-like serine/threonine-protein kinase At4g31250. Bases 179 to 2113 code for a protein of 644 amino acids. The record is from RefSeq and is a predicted model, not a curated record. Lineage: Eukaryota; Viridiplantae; Streptophyta; Magnoliopsida; Ericales; Ebenaceae. The transcript has 3 exons. Gene Ontology annotation, molecular function: ATP binding; protein binding; protein kinase activity. Gene Ontology annotation, biological process: protein phosphorylation.
ACAAUAAACACUCAAUGGCCGGCCUCAAGGCCUUAAAGAGGACCUCGUCAAUGUCAUCACCACCCCAACUUUGCCCUUAAUAUUUCAUCUGUAUUAUUAUUGCUAUUUCAGCCAUCUACGUACGGCGACCCUCUUCACUUUCUCAGCCAAAACGCUCUCCCUUAGCUCGCCGCCGAACAUGGCGCCUUCAAGGACACGUUACGAUUGGCUUCUUCUUCUUCUUCUUCUUCUUCUUCUUCUUCUUGUGUUCAGUUUUUCUGCAGCAGCAUCUGGUAAUGAUUCUGAAGCUUCCAGCCUUCUCAAGUUCAGGCAGUCUCUGUCGAACCCGGCCGCCUUAAGCGGCUGGAAUGAGGACACGGCUCUGUGCUCCGGCAAUAACUCGAACUGGAAAGGCUUGCUUUGCAUGAACGGUGUGUUUUACGGAUUGCAGCUCGAAAGCAUGGGGCUGGGAGGAAAAAUUGAUGUGGAAGCACUGGCAGAGUUGCCGACUUUACGCACCGUGAGCUUGAUGAACAACAAGUUUGAAGGUCCGAUGCCGGAUCUGAGGAAAAUGGGGGGGCUUUUGCUGGGGUUGUAUUUGUCCGGCAACCGUUUCUCCGGCGAGAUACUGGGGGAUGCUUUUGCCGGCAUGAAGCUGAGGAAGCUCUACUUGGCGAACAAUCAAUUUGUGGGUAAAAUUCCGGAGUCCAUUGCAAAGCUGGGAAAGCUUGUAGACUUGCAGCUUAACAAUAACAGUUUUGAGGGCAACAUACCCGAUUUUUCGUCCAAACAACUAAGGACAGUGAAUCUGGCAAACAACAGGCUGGAAGGCCGAAUUCCGGCAAGCCUGGGCAAGAUGAGCCCUUCUUCAUUUUCUGGCAACCUUGAUUUGUGUGGCGAGCCUCUGUCGACCCCCUGCAAAUCCUCCAAGAAGCCUGUCAAAAAAAUUGCCAUCAUUGCCGCAGCGGUGGCCGCGGUUGCACUGGCCGCCAUUUGUCUAGCUUUCACCUUUCGCCGGCGACAAGCCCAGAAAAAGGCCCAGCUUCAGAAAGGCACAUCGGCCAAACUCGACGAUUUUAAGAAAGAGUUUGCUCAUAAGCAGCAGAUGGAGCAGCAACAGCAACUUCAGCAGCAUGGGAAGCUUUACUUCGUGAGGAGCAAUACAGAGAAGUUUGAGUUGCAGGAUUUGCUUAGAGCCUCAGCCGAAGUUCUGGGUAGUGGCGGCUUCGGCUCCUCUUACAAGGCCACCCUUCUAACCGGUGACGCCACCAUCGUUGUCAAGCGGUUCCGGCAUAUGAGUAGCGUCGGAAAAGAAGACUUGCAUGAGCACAUGAGAAGGCUGGGCAGGUUGUCACACCCUAACUUGCUGCCUCUUGUGGCCUUCUACUACAAGAAAGAAGAGAAGCUCUUCAUUUCUGACUUCGUGGAGAAUGGAAGUUUAGCAAGCCACCUCCAUGGUAAACGAAAUCUAGACCAACCUGGGCUCAACUGGCCAACCCGGUUGAAGAUCAUCAAAGGAGUAGCAAGGGGUUUGGCUUACCUCUACAAAGAGCUGUCUACCCUGACACUGCCCCAUGGCCACCUAAAAUCAUCCAACGUGCUCGUGGACGACACCUUCGAGCCCCUCCUAGCUGACUACGCGCUUGCACCGGUGAUGGACAAACAACACGCGCAGCAGUUCAUGGUGGCCUACAAGUCACCUGAGUUCACGGAGCACGAUCGCACCACCAAGAAGACCGACGUGUGGAGCCUCGGUAUUCUGAUACUCGAGAUGCUAACUGGCAAGUUCCCAGCGAACUAUCUGAGGCAAGACAAGGGAGUCAACGCAGAUUUAGCGGCCUGGGUGAACUCAGUGGUGAGAGAGGAGUGGACCGGCGAGGUGUUCGACAAAGACAUGAAGAGGACGAAGAAUUGUGAAGGGGAGAUGCUGAAGCUGCUGAAGAUAGGAAUGUGUUGCUGCGAGUGGAAUGCGGAGAGGAGAUGGGACGUGUGGGAGGCUGUGGAGAAGAUUGAAGAGUUGAAAGAGAGGGAUAUUGAUGAAGAUUACUCUUCCUAUGCCAGUGAAGGUGAGUAUCUCAACUCUUCUAGAGCUAUGAAUUCUGAGGAAGACUUCUCUUUCUCAGUGACCGGUUGAUCCAUCUUUCUGGAAGAUAAGCUGAUGUUGCUUUCUAUCAAGGGUUAAUUUGUCAGCCACUGAUUAUUUCUAAUGAUCAAAUACUUGAAAAAAGUCCCCCUCUGCCUUGUAUUUUUAUGAUUUUCUAUUCAUUUUAUGUAUUUUAUUGUGGUACUGA